GGCCGGGACGUCUGUUCCCCAUGCCCCCCCCCCUUGAUGGCGGCCCUGAGAGUGGUUGCCGUGCCAGGGCUACACAGAAAGCAACAGCAGGCCAUUCCAGAGUGACCAUUGCGUUCAUAACCAGCUUCCUAGGGAUUGAUUGGGCUCAAGUCUGUUCAGCCUGUUCUUACCAACAUGAAUGAAGUGAUGGUGAUUAAAGAAGGUUGGCUUCAGAAAAGAGGGGAGUAUAUCAAAACAUGGAGACCACGAUAUUUCCUUCUAAAAAGUGAUGGUUCAUUUAUUGGCUAUAAGGAAAAGCCAGAGUCCACAGAGCACAGUUCGAUUCCGCCCCUCAAUAACUUCUCAGUUGCAGAAUGUCAGCUAAUGAAGACAGAGCGUCCUAGGCCCAACACAUUUGUAAUUCGCUGCCUACAAUGGACUACAGUUAUUGAACGGACUUUUCAUGUUGACACACCAGAGGAAAGGGAAGAAUGGAUUAUUGCCAUCCAGACAGUGGCCAAUGGCCUGAAGAACCAGGUGGCCGAAGAUGAGGAGGAGGAAGCCAUGGAAGUUAAGUAUGGCUCCCCCAGUGAUGUCUCAAGCGCAGAGCAGAUGGAUGUUGCAAUGUCCAAAGGGCGCCCCAAAGUGACCAUGAAUGAUUUUGACUACCUCAAAUUGCUGGGAAAAGGGACCUUUGGAAAGGUUAUUCUUGUCCGAGAGAAAUCUAGUGGACGUUACUACGCUAUGAAGAUCCUUCGAAAAGAGGUCAUAAUCGCUAAGGAUGAAGUUGCUCAUACACUUACAGAAAGCAGAGUUUUGCAGAACACAAAACACCCCUUUUUGACGGCAUUAAAGUAUGCAUUUCAGACCAGUGACAGACUCUGCUUUGUUAUGGAAUAUGCUAAUGGUGGAGAGCUUUUUUUCCACCUUUCACGAGAACGAGUUUUUACCGAGGACAGAGCACGCUUUUAUGGAGCAGAGAUUGUGUCUGCUUUAGAAUAUCUACAUUCUCGAAAUGUGGUAUACAGAGACAUCAAGCUGGAGAAUCUCAUGCUGGAUAAGGAUGGUCAUGUCAAAAUUACAGAUUUUGGUUUGUGUAAGGAAGGCAUCACAGAUGGAGCUACCAUGAGGACUUUCUGUGGCACACCAGAGUACCUUGCCCCUGAGGUGCUUGAAGAUAAUGACUAUGGCCGAGCUGUGGACUGGUGGGGUCUUGGAGUUGUGAUGUAUGAAAUGAUGUGUGGCCGAUUGCCCUUUUAUAACCAAGACCAUGAGAGGUUAUUUGAACUUAUCCUUAUGGAGGAGAUCCGCUUUCCCCGUACAUUAAGCCCAGAGGCCAAGUCUCUGCUUGCUGGGCUCUUGAAAAAGGAUCCUAAGCAAAGAUUAGGUGGGGGCCCAAAUGAUGCCCAGGAGGUCAUGUCACAUCGAUUCUUUGCUUCUAUCAAUUGGCAAGAUGUAACAGAAAGAAAGCUUACUCCUCCUUUCAAGCCACAAGUCACAUCAGAGAUUGACACAAGAUAUUUUGAUGAUGAAUUUACAGCUCAGUCUAUAACUUUGACGCCUCCUGACAGAUAUGAUAACCUCGAUGCCUUAGAGUCAGAUCAGCGCCCUCACUUUCCUCAAUUCUCAUAUUCUGCAAGCAUACGGGAAUAAAGUUAUUCAAUACAGUGACAGCUGGGAAGGCAAACUAAAAAGACUUUUGCAUUCUACUGGAAGAGGAAAUCAUUUUGCUCCCUUCAUGGAAUACAGAGAUUUUUGUAUAGCCUCCCACAUUAUUACAUAAGAGACUGCAAAUUAGCAGAGGAAGGAAAACAAAUCCAGCACAACUUUACCUAAUGGACAAAAUAUCAUAUUGAAGCCACAAAGAAAUGGAUUGGUUCAUGCAUUUUAAACUGAGUUGCCUUUUACUGCUGGAACAGUGGCAGGAUUAUAAGCCAUAUAGUGAGAGGGAGCAAAUUUCAGGGUAGCGAUUCAUCCCAGAAUGCUUUGCAACCUCCACAACAAGGCUAGGAUCUCUCAUGCCAGAGAUGCCUGGUGACUGUAACGGUACAAUACUUUUAGUUUGAGAUUAUUCAGCAAGAAAAUUGCCACCCAUUCAGUGAUUUAAUGUAGGAGAUGUUUAUAAGCUUCUGGGAUAUAAUGUUGGCAUCCCAAUCAGUUUGGUACAACCAAGAAACACAAAACUGUAAUUUUGUGUUCCUUCAUGCGUUUUAUCAUCCUACUGAUUUAAAUGAAAGCAGCCUUAACAGAACAACAAUGGCAAACUAAAGAUUUUACUCUUCUAUCCUCGGUAAGAAACUUGCACCAGAAACACUUUCUCUUUUUAUAGAAGUGGCUUGACUUAAAAAGCUGAAUGUAAACACAUCAUCCUCUCUUAUUUAAUAUUUCAUGUCCCCUAUUAGAAACUGAUCCCUCGCGUGAAACAAAUCGCAAAUGUAACUUUUUCAGAUUUGAAUCCUUCUUUCCUCUAAACCUCCAGGCUCAAACUGCUUUGCCCAGAUGGACUUUAAUUUCAGCCUGCCAUAGCCGAUGCAAGCCCAGUGGCUGUUAGGAAGGAUCUCUUUUGGCUGGCUGGCGUGUACCACAAACGUAAUUAACCAUGCCCCACAGCUCGUCUUCUUUGUAUUUUCUGUUUGUUGGCACAUCCUGCUGGGAAAGGGAGGGUACUGUGUUUUUUCUCUGUUUUCUGAAAAUGGCUGUUUUACAUUUACAAUUUGAUUUUAAACCUAGGCUUCAGUAUACUAAUACCAGUAGAGUUCAGAGCAGCAAUCUAUUAAGCAAUAAUGCAUUUCUCGUUUCCGAGAUGAUCGGAAGGUCUAUCCUUUCUGCUUGCUGGAGUCCUGUUUUUAAACGAGCAGUUUCAAAUAGCUGUUUCAGUUCAAAGGUCAUCUCUUUUUUUUUUUGUUUUUUUUUUUUUUUAUUACAUGUAGUCACUUUCCAAAAUAAUGGUUAUUUAAUUUCACCACAAUUUUUUUUUGUCCCCUUGUGAUCACAAUUUUGAUAUCAUUUAUGACUGUCAAAUAUGCUUUUUACAUUGGACAGAGAACCAGAAGUAAUUUUCCUUGAAACCUCUGUUAAAAUCCCAUGUUCAAUGCCGAAUUGUAACACGUGUGCCUACAAAGGCUGGUAAGCCGAAUGUUACCAAAAGGCGUCAGCAUAAGAUUGUGCAAAUAUUUGUUUACCAUGAAAUUGCUACGAAUAUAUAUAUAUAGAAUGCAUUGUUCUAAAAGGGGCUGUUUCUUUAAGUAUUAUCCUGUUCUGUAUGGGGAAUUUCACUUUGUCCCAGAUUGCAACAUUUUGUAAACAUAUGAGAUGAAUACUCAACUUUUCCUCAAUACUCUGUGUUGUUGUGGAUAUAAAACAACAAAACAAUAUUUUAA
Molecule: messenger RNA, 3359 nt
Organism: Xenopus tropicalis (tropical clawed frog)
Lineage: Eukaryota; Metazoa; Chordata; Amphibia; Anura; Pipidae
Gene: akt2
Product: v-akt murine thymoma viral oncogene homolog 2
Exons: 14
Coding region: 175-1632 (485 amino acids)
Molecular function (GO): nucleotide binding; kinase activity; protein serine/threonine kinase activity
Source: RefSeq, a predicted model, not a curated record